Molecule: messenger RNA, 1941 nt
Organism: Hansenula anomala
Lineage: Eukaryota; Fungi; Ascomycota; Saccharomycetes; Phaffomycetales; Wickerhamomycetaceae
Gene: YEL1
Product: Arf family guanine nucleotide exchange factor YEL1
Exons: 3
Coding region: 1-1941 (646 amino acids)
Biological process (GO): regulation of ARF protein signal transduction
Molecular function (GO): guanyl-nucleotide exchange factor activity
Source: RefSeq, a predicted model, not a curated record
AUGAACACUCUCCAGCCAGUCCAAGAAAAUACCUACGUUUAUGGGAAUUCAGACAAAGUUGCAAGUUCAGACGACCUGAGAUUAUUCCUUCAAGAUCAACUUGAAAAGUUUGAUAUGAGAACUGUCAUUAAUACACCUCCAACUUCACCUGUGCUGAAAGCUUCUCCAAAUAUAACAAAUAUCAAUGAAAUAUUCAAAGAUUCAAGCUCUGCUUCAACUGCAUCGCUAUUAUCAAGACCUUUGAACUAUGAUGUUGCAAAUGAUGUUAUUACUGAGGAAGCUGAAGAAGAUGAUCCAUUAUUAAACUUGUCUCCAUCAGCUUUAUCACAAGCUAGGUCAAUAGCAAAAGAGAUUUACAACCAACAAUACACUAAAAUAUCUCCAGAUCAAUAUGCUGCAUUUUUAGGAACAGCUAAAGACCAAUCAAUUGCCGCUUGUAUUGAGUUCAUGUCAUUUUUUGAACCUUGGUCAAAUUCAUUAAUUGGAUCUCUAAGAUUAUUAUGUUCAAAAUUAUAUUUGAUUGGUGAAUCAACACAAAUUGAUCAAAUAUUGGAAUUAUUCAGUAAAAGUUGGUACAAUUGUAAUAAGGAUAACUUCAUAGGCGAUUAUAAAGCUAUACAUAUUGUAUGUUUUUCAUUAUUUAUUUUGAAUUCAGAUCUUCAUAAUGAACAAAAUAUGGAAUCAAAAUUCACAAAAUCAGAAUUUGUUACAAAUACAAUUGAUGCCAUUAAGGAAGAUACAACAGUUUUGAUACAUGACCACACUACCCUUGAAUCACAGUUGAAAAUAUACUAUGACUCCAUAGAAACUGAACAAUUGGAAAUUUUAAAAGUUAAAAAAAAAGUGAAAGAAGAGAAUUUUCAAACUCAUCAUCAAACUCAUCAAAUUCAACUAAAAGAUAGACAUUCCAAAAGAUAUUCGUCAAUAGGAUCGUCAAUUUUCAUUGAUCGUGAAACUACUUUAACUGAUUCAAUGGAUACAAACUAUGAAGUUGAUUAUCAAAAGGACAAAACUGAUGAUCGUUUGGAGAAAUUGGGACCACCUUGGUUAAUUGAAGGUAUAUUGAAAUGUGAAUUUAAUGGUAAAAAUGAAUUGAGAAAAAACAAUAAAAAAUCAAAUUGGUUUACAAAAUUAACUCAAAAUAAUAACAAUAUUAUAAGCUCAGAAUUAGAUAUUUAUAACUUGAAAGAUUGGAAACAGAAUAUCGUCAUCAUUUCAAAAGGUUUAUUAAAACAAUAUUCAUUUGGUUCAUCAUCUGACAGAAACAAAUUCAUGAAGACAAAAUCUGAUAAAUAUGUUAAUACAGUGAUGACAUAUAAUUUAUAUUCCGCAGUGGCUUCAUUAGUUGAGGAUAAUGUGAUAUCAAAUGCUGAUAAUAGAUCAAAUGGUGUCGCAUGGGUGUUAACAAUACCCAAUUUAUUAUCAAAUCAUGAUCAAACUAAUCAAGCUGAUAAAAAAAUUGUCUAUUAUGCAUCAAGUUUAGAUAUUGCACAAAAUUUCAUUGAAACUUGUAAUUUUUGGGCUGCAAGAAUAACAUCAAUGCCCACAACAGAGGAAGAUAUAGUAACGAAUGCAGAAUACGGCUGGAGUGAUGAGAUUAUUAAACAGGAGAAACCUUUACAAAAUGUGAGAAUUCAAAAAUGGGAAAAAAUAAUAUCAAUUGAAAGUUCAUUUAUACCAUCUGCUUAUACAUUAGCUGAACAAUUUGAACAAUUACAAAAAUAUGUUGACCAUUUAGAGAAAUUGAUAGAUGAUCAUAAUGGGUUAAAACCAAUAUUAGAAACAAUUUGGGGGAAUAAUGAAGUAUUAAAAAAUCAACAUGAUUUAGUCAUUAGUAAUUGGCAUGAAAAAUAUGUCUAUAUUUAUAAACAGCAUCAAAAAUUCAAAAUAUAUUUGGAUAGUUUAGCAUUUGCUUUAUCAUUUAGAGCAACAAAAGUAUAA